UCUCUUGCUCUUGCUCAUUGCUUUGUCAUCAAUAAGCGGCAACACAAAUCAAGCAGAGGCGCGCCGCCUCCUGGAGUCGGCCUUGCCUGAAAUUCCUUUGCCAGAAAUUCCAGGUUUACCAAAGCCGGAGCUACCAACACUGCCGAAACCGGAGCUGCCAACUUUGCCCAAGCCUGAGUUCCCAACAUUGCCUAAACCUGAACUUCCGACUUUGCCCAAGCCAGAGCAACCAAAGUUGGAAAAGGCUGAGAUUCCAGAAUUGCCAAAGCCUGAGAUCCCAGAAUUACCAAAACCUGAGCUCCCGGAAUUGCCAAAGCCUGAGAUCCCAGAAUUACCAAAGCCUGAGAUCCCCGAAUUGCCAAAACCUGAAUUGCCAACAGUGCCAAAGCCUGAGUUGCCUAAGUUUCCUGAACUCCCAAAGUUUCCAGAAUUGCCUAAACCCACUUUGCCCGAAGGACACAAAUCCCCUCUCCUGCUAUUGCUCAUUACUCUGUCAUCAAUAAGUGGCAACACAUAUCAAGCAGAGGCACGGCACCUCCUGGAGUCGGCCUUGCCCGAGAUUCCCAAGCCUGAGAUUCCUCUGCCACAAAUUCCAGCUUUACCAAAGCCGGAGCUACCAGCACUGCCAAAACCGGAGCUGCCAACUUUGCCCAAACCUGAGCUCCCAACAUUGCCUAAGCCUGAGCUUCCAGCACUGCCAAAACCUGAGCUUCCCACUUUGCCCAAGCCAGAACUGCCAAAGUUGGAAAAGGCUGAGCUUCCAAAGCCUGAGAUCCCGGAAUUGCCAAAGCCUAAGCUUCCAGAAUUGCCUAAACCUGAGCUCCCAGAAUUGCCAAAACCUGAGAUUCCAACAUUGCCAAAACCCGAAUUGCCUGAGUUGCCUAAACUUCCUGAACUCCCAAAGUUCCCAGAAUUGCCUAAACCCACUUUUCCAGAAGGACCAAUAACCCCUUGAUUUGGAUCAUAGGAAAAAAAUUAUCAAGAAGUUGAUCUCAAGUGAUAAUUCUAUAGAGUGGGGUGAUUCUGUCAGAACUGGUUCUAGAAUGAUUGAGUUCAUAUAGUUGUUUGGUUACUUGUCUUGUUGUAUUCUGGUGAGGUGCAACUAUCGUUUGUGGUUAUGUCAGUUUACAUUUCAGUGCUUUCAAUUUGUAUCCCCCUGUGAAUUUGCCCAAUAUAUAUUUCAUGAUUGUUUGUGUAAUAA
This is a messenger RNA of Sesamum indicum (sesame), 1201 nucleotides long. Lineage: Eukaryota; Viridiplantae; Streptophyta; Magnoliopsida; Lamiales; Pedaliaceae. The record is from RefSeq and is a predicted model, not a curated record.